UCCAAUAUGCUGAUGAUCUGACUAUUUAUGCCCACGGCUCGUCACUGGAUGACAUCGGUCUCCGUCUGAAUACUGCUUUACAGUACUUAGGCGAUUGGCUAACUGACCAUGGUCUUUCUUUGUCUGCCCCUAAAAGUGGUGUAGUGGUUUUUUCCCGGAAAAAGUUUACCCCACAAGUUCCAGUCAAUAUCCUAGACCAGCGUAUAACAAUCUUUGACAAUUUCAAAUUUCUGGGGCUCAUACUAGAUUCCAAAUUGACGGGCGUCCCUCAUUUAAACUUUAUUGCCAAAAAGUGUGAGACUAACAUUAAUAUUCUCCGCUCCCUGUCAGGCACUUGGUGGGGUUCCCACCCAUUCUGUCAAAAAAUAUUGUACAAUGCCAUAAUCCGUAGUCACUUUGACUACGGCUCGUUUUUAUUGGAACCGUGUCAUAAAACUGCCCUCAAUUUGUGGGACAAAAUCCAAUCAAAGUGUCUCCGUCUCAUCAUUGGAGCCAUGAAGUCUACACCAAUAAAUGCUCUCCAGGUUGAGUGUGUGGAACCCCCUCUCUUUUUAAGAAGGCAGUUUCUCGCUGAUAGAUUUUUGUACAAGGUGGCGCAACUAUCUCCUCACCCUCUUCUGGCCAAGCUUCACGAACUGUCUGAUCUAACUAGAUCUUCUAAAUAUUGGCAAAUCAAAGAUAUACCCUGCAUUCUUAAAAGUUACCACAAAUUUAUCAAAAUCAAUUCUCCCGUUUUCCAAUGCGCUAAAAAUCCCCUUUUUUCUUGUCUUUAUGAUGUAAUAAUAUUUAAACCUGAGAUAAUCUUGGACUUUGGUAUUUACAAAGAUUCCCCUGCUGCAGACAGACAGUUUAAUAAGGCCUUGGCUAAGGACUGGCAGGGCUGGUUGACUAUGUAUACGGAUGCUUCCAAGCUGGCUGCUGAUGGUUGUGUCGGUGCGGCUGUAUGGAUCCCAAAAUAUGAAAUUAUUCUGAACUGUAAAUGCCCAUCUCAGGCAUCAAUAUUCACAGGAGAAUCUACUGCCCUACUUGAAGCUCUCAGUUAUGUUGAAUCUCACAAACUGAACAAAAGUAUAAUUUUUUCAGACUCAAAAAGCUGUUUACAGGCUAUUCUGGCAAACCAAUUUGUUAGUAAAAGUAAAUUCCAUAAUAUCCUGAAGAUCAAGGAGGUCUUGUAUCAAUGCCAUAGUAAUAACAUUCAGGUUGUAUUGGCGUGGAUUCCAGGUCAUAGCGGGAUCCAAGGCAAUGAAACCGUAGACAUACUGGCGAAAAACGCUAUCCAAACAGGUUGCCUUAAUCAUUAUAGGACAUAUACCUAUGAUCUCCUGCCUUUAGCUACCAAUGAUAUGUUUUCCUCAUGGAGCAAUGAGUGGAAUAAAAUCAAGCUUAUCAAGGGCAAGUACUAUGCUGAUAUCCAAAUAAGUAUCCCCAAAAAACCUUGGUUUUUUAACCUUAAAAGAUUCAGUAAAUCUGUAACUUCUACGAUAUGCCGACUUCGCCUUGGUCAUGCCUGCACCCCGGUCCAUCUGGCAAAACUUAGAAUACGGGAUAACUCAAUUUGUGAAUGUGGCCUAGAUGAAGAAUUGGAAUAGACUAAAGAGCAGCGUUAAAUGUUUAAACAUUGGAAAAUAAAUAAAAGUGUAACUCCCAUGACUGACUAGACAUUGGCAAAAUUCUAAAAGAGAAGCCAUCCUUCUUUUUAAAAAUAGAAUAGAA
This is a messenger RNA of Hyposmocoma kahamanoa, 1713 nucleotides long. RefSeq lists its product as uncharacterized. NCBI's taxonomy places the organism in Eukaryota, Metazoa, Arthropoda, Insecta, Lepidoptera, Cosmopterigidae. The coding region runs from base 495 to 1589 and encodes 364 amino acids. The record is from RefSeq and is a predicted model, not a curated record. Gene Ontology annotation, molecular function: nucleic acid binding; RNA-DNA hybrid ribonuclease activity. Gene Ontology annotation, biological process: DNA replication, removal of RNA primer. The transcript is spliced from 2 exons.